AUGGAAACAGAGAACCACACACUGAUAUCAGAAUUUCUCAUCCUGGGUUUCUCAGAUGAUCCUGAACUGCAGCCCAUUCUUUUUGGACUGUUCCUGUCCAUGUAUCUGGUCACAGUGCUUGGGAACCUGCUCAUCAUCCUGGCUGUCUGUUCCAACUCCCACCUCCACAACCCCAUGUACUUCUUCCUCUCCAAUCUGUCCUUUAUUGACAUCUGUUUCAUCUCAACUACAAUUCCAAAGAUGCUGAUGAACAUAUGGUCACAGAGAAAAGACAUCUCCUAUACAGAAUGCCUUACACAAGUAUAUUUUUUUAAUACUUUUGCUGGAAUGGAUAAUUUUUUACUCACUUUAAUGGCCUAUGAUCGAUUUGUAGCCAUCUGUCACCCCCUCAAUUACACUGUUAUCAUGAACUCUCGGGUGUGUGCCCUUCUGGUUCUGAUUUUUUGGAUCAUUAUGUUUUGGGUAUCCCUGAUUCAUAUUCUAUUGAUGAAUGAACUGAACUUCUCCAGAGGCACUGAAAUUCCACAUUUCUUCUGUGAACUGGCUCAGGUUCUCAAGGUAGCCAACUCUGACACUCACAUCAAUACUGUUUUUAUGUAUGUGGUGACUUCCCUGCUAGGUGUGAUUCCUAUGACUGGAAUCCUUAUGUCUUACUCACAGAUUGUCUCAUCCUUAUUAAAGAUGUCCUCUACUGUGAGUAAGUACAAAGCAUUUUCUACCUGUGGGUCUCACCUCUGUGUAGUCUCCUUGUUCUAUGGGUCAGGACUUGGAGUUUACUUCAGUUCUUCUGUUGUCCAUUCUUCCCAGAGAAGAAUGCUUGCCUCAUUGAUGUAUACUGUGAUCAGCCCCAUGCUGAAUCCCUUCAUCUAUAGCCUGAGAAACAAGGAUGUGAAAGGUGCCCUUGGAGAACUUUUCAUCAGAGUUGCCUCUUGUCCAUCUUGGAUUAUUGACAUCAGAACUAAAUUCAUAUUGAGAACUCUAAGGAAAAUUUUAUGA
This is a messenger RNA of Peromyscus leucopus (white-footed mouse), 996 nucleotides long. RefSeq names its product olfactory receptor 867. The transcript has a single exon. The record is from RefSeq and is a predicted model, not a curated record. NCBI's taxonomy places the organism in Eukaryota, Metazoa, Chordata, Mammalia, Rodentia, Cricetidae. The coding region runs from base 1 to 996 and encodes 331 amino acids. Gene Ontology annotation, cellular component: membrane. Gene Ontology annotation, molecular function: olfactory receptor activity; G protein-coupled receptor activity. Gene Ontology annotation, biological process: G protein-coupled receptor signaling pathway.